AUGGGAGUCGCGUACUCGACGCUGGAGAAUUUGUCCCACGACUAUCAAAACUAUCCUCCGGGCUGCGUGCCCUGCCCGGAAGGCUACAAGCCCGGCAACCCCGGCACUUUCGAGGAGAUCCACAAAAAGUUCGACCAUCUCGAGUCACGGCUCUUCGACGCGGACCAGGUCCGAGAAGAGGACCGCGAGCAGGGAUACAGGUUCGGGGCCUCUUACGUUGGGACGAAGAGGGUCGGGCCCAGAGAGCGGUACCCACAGCUGUACGGGGACAUGAGGCCGAACGGCGACGUGACGGCCAACUUCGCGCACACCCUCGGCUGCAGGUGCAGGCUCAAGCUGGCGGCCAAGAUCAAGGGCGGCCGGUACGAGUGCAUCCGGUCGACGGUCGAGUACAGAACGGACGACUGCACGGUGGGCGUCACUCUGGUGAACCCCGUUGUCGCCAAGCAGCAAGGCGUCCUUGUUUUGCAGUACUUGCAGGCGGCCAGCCCGAGGAUGACGCUCGGUGUCGAGCUCGCCCACAACCACGGCUCGGAGAACCCGGGCAGUAGGCGGACCAACUGGGCGCUGGCGUAUCGGUACAGCACCGGGUUCCGUACUCUGUCCACGACGGUCGGACAGGCUGGAGUGAGAGUUUGCUACCACCACAAGCAGAGCCAGCACUUGCAGAUGGGGGUCGAGCACCAAGAGAACUUUGUGGCUGGGCAGUCCAAGUCGAGGCUGGUUUAUCGAGUCGACGCGCCGAUGGCCGAAGUGGUGCUCAGAGGAUUCGUUGACACAAAUUGGCGGGUCGGCGCGGUGUUCGAGAAGAGGCUGCAUCCGAUACUCGAAGGGUCUCUGCUGCUCAGCGCUGUUAUGGAUCACGCCAAGCACAACAUCAGCGUCGGCGUUGGAUUGAACAUUGGACAGUAG
Messenger RNA from Copidosoma floridanum, 912 nucleotides. RefSeq names its product mitochondrial import receptor subunit TOM40 homolog. NCBI's taxonomy places the organism in Eukaryota, Metazoa, Arthropoda, Insecta, Hymenoptera, Encyrtidae. The record is from RefSeq and is a predicted model, not a curated record. Gene Ontology annotation, biological process: protein import into mitochondrial matrix. Gene Ontology annotation, cellular component: mitochondrial outer membrane. Gene Ontology annotation, molecular function: transmembrane protein transporter activity.